Caenorhabditis angaria is the source of this 1428-nucleotide messenger RNA. NCBI's taxonomy places the organism in Eukaryota, Metazoa, Nematoda, Chromadorea, Rhabditida, Rhabditidae. The record is from the annotation of a GenBank genome assembly.
AUGGAAAUUGCAUUCGAUCUUUCCACAAUUUUCACCGAUGAAAUCCAGAGAUUAGACAGAGCACAAUUGCUCAGAUUCGAUCCCAGGAGAUAUUGGGCAGUUGCGAAAAGUAUUGAUGUUUUGGGACAAAUGUCAGCAAAGGUAUGGAACAUUUUUCAUUCAUCAGUUUCAGAAAGAAAAAAAAAAACAAAGAAAAAUGGUUGCAUUUUGAAUGAUGAUAUUUCAUGAAUUGAAAAUUCGUUUUUUGCAGCAUCAAGGAUUGAAAAGAGUCAUCACUUCUUAUGAAAAAGUUGUCGAUUCAGAUGAAGAGCAAAUCGUGUAUUUGAUGUGGAAAAAGAAUGAAAAUAUGUAGGGUUACCUAUUCUGAUGAGACAAAUCAGACAUUUUCUUGUUUUCAGAAGCUCUUCUAGUUUGCUCAUCGGAUUUUUGAAAGUUGGAAUCAAAAAAUUGUAUCUCACAAACAAGGAACUCAAUCAAUUCGAAGAUCGACCACUUUGUGUUUUGGAUUUUUUCAUAGUCCCGGAAGAACAACGGAAGGGCUCAGGACUGAAAAUAUUCAAUAAAAUGUUAACGGUACUCAUAUUUCUUUUGUUAUCACAAUUAACUUAUUGAACUUUCUAGACCGAAAAUCACCCAGCAGAUCAAUGUGCAUAUGACAGACCAUCUACUGGACUUCAACAAUUUUUGUUGAAAAAUUAUGGGCUUGAAGAUCCUAGUAAGUUUUUUUUCCACUUUUUACGAUCAGGUCAUAAUGAUAUUGAAAACCUUAUAAACGAAGAAAAUUUGCAGUUUGGCAAACCACAAAAUAUGUGGUGUUUCCGGAUUUUUUCAAUGGCCGUCUUCCGACAGUUGUCAAUACGCCGAGACCAACAGCAAGAAAUUCACGUGUGAGCUCGCAAUCGGCAAGCAGAGUUUCGAGCAGAAAUGGAAGUCCAAUUGGGGUAAGAGAGAGAAGUUCAUUGGGGACGUUUUCAUUGAGAUUCGAUGUCUAAAUUUCAAUAGCAUUCAGAUUUCCAGUUCUGAAUAAUACGUCAGUUUUCCAAAUUAGGAAAGUGAUAAAAUUUCUCAAAUCAUACAAUAUUCUUUCCUCUAAAUGAAUGCAAUUAUUUUUAUGUGAUGAAUCACGCACUCUCCAAAUUUCACAUUAUCUAUCAACAAUAAAAUAAUUGUGUUUAUUUUAUUGUUCGAUUAAUUGUAUAACAAUGUGAUUUUGAUGUGCAAUAGAAAAUUAUUUUUUUUUGAAUAUAGAUUUUUGAGGGACUUCCCGAAAAAACCUAUGUGAAUUUUCAGCGUAAUCGUCCUCGCCAUGAUUCGGUUGCUGAUUUGAUGCGUCAAGAUAAUGCUCCUGGAGAACGUCGCGAAUUUGACCCGAACACCCCAACCGGACGUAAAAAUACCAGAGAUUUUGGGCAUACACGAAUUUGGUAA